UAAGCCAUGAGACAAUGCUGGUGUUUGUGCAACAGCCCCUGAGUGGAGGCUGGCUUGCUCUCGCUUGGCAACCACCGAUGCGCUCAUGGCUGACCGGAGAGGAAAGUGGACGGCUUGAUCGCGGCUGUGAGAUGCACCGGCGCAGGCAGCAGUGGGAGAAAGUUGAUGCAGUGGCGUGAGGGCAAGGGGCGGAAAAGAAAAAAAAAGCAAGAGGGGCUGGCCUUGAAGAUACAGACCCGGGCAUUGGUUUGGACCAAAACAGGAAAAAAAAGGGCGUCCACUCCUGCAGUGUCAGAGGAAAAAAAAAAAAAAAAGCAGUCCAUUGGUGUCACGGUAAAAGAGCGCUGUUGAAUUUGUUUGCAAAAGUACAGUAGGCGACCUUCUGGGGCUCAGCGCCGAAGUGUGGACAGGAAGAGGAGCUGUGGGCCAACACAAGCAGGAUGACGGAGAAUAAGAUAAGCCUCCCUGCUAAGCUGAUUAAUGGAGGCGUGGCGGGCCUUGUUGGUGUGACAUGUGUAUUUCCUAUUGAUCUGGCCAAGACCCGCCUACAGAACCAGCAGGGUGCCCAGGUGUACAAAGGAAUGUGGGACUGUCUGGCGAAGACGGUGCGCUCAGAAGGCUAUUUUGGAUGCUACAGAGGUGCAGCAGUCAACCUCACUCUUGUCACACCAGAAAAAGCCAUAAAACUGGCAGCCAAUGAUGCCUUCAGACAGAAACUCUCCAAGAACGGCCAUUUACCCCUGUGGGGGGAGGUUCUGGCAGGGUGCGGGGCUGGCACCUGUCAGGUGGUGGUAACCACGCCCAUGGAGAUGCUUAAAAUCCAACUACAGGAUGCAGGGAGGCUGGCUGCCCAGAGGAAGGUCCCGACCUCAGCUCAGGCUUCUGGUCCUGGUCCAGCUCCAUCAUUGGUGGCCAGCCGGCCAGCGCGGUCCAAUCCUCCCCAAAGGACAUCAGCCACCAGCAUCACAGUAGAGCUGCUGAAGACGCGAGGUCUGGCGGGUCUCUACCGGGGAGCAGGGGCCACCUUGAUGAGAGAUGUCCCCUUCUCAAUGAUCUACUUCCCGCUGUUCGCCAACCUGAACUCGCUGGGCAGGGAAAAACAGGGAAGCCCGGGCGAAGUGCAGGCCCGAGCGCCUUUCUGGCAGUCCUUUGUGGCAGGUUGCUCCGCAGGCUCAGUGGCAGCUGUGGCCGUCACGCCGCUGGAUGUCAUAAAAACCCGCCUGCAAACACUGCAAAAAGGUGAAGGGGAGGACAGCUACAGAGGAAUCGCUGACUGCACACGGCGCAUCCUGAGGCGAGAGGGCCCGUCGGCGUUCCUAAAGGGUGCAGCGUGUCGUGCGCUGGUCAUCGCCCCGCUUUUUGGCAUCGCACAGGGCGUCUACUUUCUCGGCGUCGGGGAGACGCUGCUCGGCUUGCUGGGAUAGCAAACACGACAAGUUUUGCUGCCUCAAUCAGCAGAUCCAUGAACACAAAGAGGGUGAGGAGGAGAAGAAGAAGAAGGUGUCCUUGUGGGGACCCUGCAGGCAACAGGGUGGCAUUGGGUAACAGGGUCCUCUUUGUGGGCUUCAUGUCCUGAAAACCAGCCUCAUUGUUGCAAUAGGAGCUGGUUCUUCAACCCCCAAAAAAGAUCAUCUAGUCUCGUUAAGGCUGUGAGCUAAAACUCGUCACGAUUAAACGACAAUCAUGCAUAGUAUUCAUACAGCACUUAUUGAAUCUACAGUGCCUUGCAAAAGUAUUCACCUCCUUCGGCCUUUUAGCUACCGUAUUUCCUUGAAUUGCCGCCAGGGCACUAAUUAAUUUAAAACCUCUUCUCACUCCUGCGCUUACCAAAGGCAUGCGGUAAAAGUAAGCAUGCGCUAAUUAAUUUAAAACCUCUUCUCACUCCUGCGCUUACCAAAGGCAUGCGGUAAAAGUAAGCAUGCGCUAAUUAAUUUAAAACCUCUUCUAACUCCUGCGCUUACCAAAGGCAUGCGGUAAAAGUAAGCAUGCGCUAAUUAAUUUAAAACCUCUUCUCACUCCUGCGCUUACCAAAGGCAUGCGGUAAAAGUAAGCAUGCGCUAAUUAAUUUAAAACCUCUUCUCCUGCGCUUACCAAAGGCAUGCGGUAAAAGUAAGCAUGCGCUAAUUAUUUUAAAACCUCUUCUCCAGGGGUCACCAACCUUUUUGAAAGCAAGAGCUACUUCUUGGGUACUGAUUAAUGUGGAAGGGCUACCAGUUUGAUACACACUUCAAUAAAUAGCCAGAAAUAGCCAAAUUGCUCAAUUUACCUUUAACUCUGUUAUUAUUAAUAAUUAAUUAUAUUUAUCUUUGUGGAAACACUGAUCAUCUUAAUGAUUUCUCACAAUAAAUAUAUAUAGAAACAGAUAAAUAUAUAAAGAAAGGGGUAUUUCUGUCUGUCAUUCCGUCUUACAUUUUUUUUCCUUCUACGGAAGGUUUUUUGUAGAGAAUAAAUGGGGGGAAAAAAACACUUAAUUGAACGGUUUAAAAGAGGAGAAACACGAAAAAAAUGAAAAUUACAUUUUGAAACGUAGUUUAUCUUCAAUUUCCACUCUUCAAAAUUCAACCGAAAAAAAGAAGAGGAAAAACUAGCUAAUUCUUU
This is a messenger RNA of Nerophis ophidion (straightnose pipefish), 2598 nucleotides long. It is a transcript of the gene slc25a18, whose product is annotated as solute carrier family 25 member 18. Lineage: Eukaryota; Metazoa; Chordata; Actinopteri; Syngnathiformes; Syngnathidae. The transcript has 10 exons. Bases 441 to 1424 code for a protein of 327 amino acids. The record is from RefSeq and is a predicted model, not a curated record. Gene Ontology annotation, biological process: aspartate transmembrane transport; L-glutamate transmembrane transport; malate-aspartate shuttle. Gene Ontology annotation, molecular function: L-glutamate transmembrane transporter activity; L-aspartate transmembrane transporter activity.